This is a messenger RNA of Actinia tenebrosa (Australian red waratah sea anemone), 2196 nucleotides long. Its product is annotated as rhodopsin, G0-coupled-like. NCBI's taxonomy places the organism in Eukaryota, Metazoa, Cnidaria, Anthozoa, Actiniaria, Actiniidae. Gene Ontology annotation, molecular function: G protein-coupled receptor activity. The record is from RefSeq and is a predicted model, not a curated record. Gene Ontology annotation, cellular component: membrane. Gene Ontology annotation, biological process: G protein-coupled receptor signaling pathway.
UUGUUGUUGUUAGGAGCAGAUAAUAUAUAAAUAUAAACAUAUAUGUAUAUUCGAGGCUUACCCUCUUCAACAUGCAGUAUCUUUGUGGCUAAGAAGAUCGUCAUAAUCUGAGAAAGACUUUGGAUUAAUAGCGAACAUGGACUAUUAAUGGGAUCUUGUGAAAUAGUGUGUGAAUAAAAGAUGAGACUAGAUGGCAGGAAUACUUCAAGCUAGCUUCACAUAAUUAUCAGAAACAAUAACUAGGUUCUCAGUUAAUUCCUCGCCAGAUUUACCAGUUAUCUCAGGACAUAUUGAACGUCAUAUUGCUUUAAGAUCUGAUAUGAAGCCAUUGAAGAUGAGUCCUGUGCCAGUAAGCCCAUGCUGUUCUUUUCAAACCACUCCAACGACAACCUUCCAGAAUACGUCUACGCCUCCAUAUCCGCACCUYGGUGAGUUCAACUACCUUAUAUAUGGUCUGGUAAUGUCAUUCAUUCUGUUUCUGGGAUUCUUUGGCAACGUGUUGACCAUCAUUGUGCUACGACAGAAAGAACAUCGCAAGAAGAUGAUCGUACCGUUCAUUAUCAAUCUCGCUGCAGCGGAUGUCUUUAUCGUGGUUUUUGGAUACCCCAUCGCUGUGUCAUCUAUCUUGUCCAAAGACUUUAUAACAUUAGAAAGAACACGGUGCAAGUGGUCAGCAUUCGUAAACAGUUCCAUAGGUAUUGCCUCCAUCAUUACUUUCACAGUAAUGAGUAUCCUAAUGUGUCACUCCGUCACCAACAAGAAAACAACACGAAGACAUUUUUCGAAUAAGACCUAUGUGGUCAUGAUGCUGGCAAUCUGGGGCUACGGGAUUCUCACAUCUUGCCCACCAUUGUUAGGAUGGAGUACAUUUGUUCCCGGAUUUGGCGGGAUAAGUUGUGGUCCAAAGUGGGCGUCUAACCAGCUAGAAGAUCGUGCGUAUAACGCGUUUUUGGUCUUUACUGGAUUUGUCCUGCCCUURAUCAUAAUCAUCACAUGUUACUCCAAAAUCUUUAGGGUUCUGCGUAUAAAGGAUUACUCCAGUAAGUCUAACAAGCUCAGGGAAGCUUGGCAAAGAUCUCAGAAGAAAAUUGUCCAAAUGAUUGGCUUUUCUGUAGCAGCAUUUAUUUUCAGCUGGACACCAUAUUGUAUAGUGAGUGUUGUGUCAGCUAUCAAAGGAAAAAAUGACCUGUCACCCUUAGAAGCCGAGAUACCUGAGCUGAUGGCUAAAGCGUCUGUUAUUUACAAUCCUUUUGUAUAUACUAUGAUGAAUGCAAGGUUUAGACGGUCCCUUAAAAUACUUGUUUUCCGAAGCUUGAAAAUUGAGCAAAGGGAAGAGAACUCGAUAUGAUUUGUAUGAGUGUGUGAGGAGAUGGAGUUUGGAACUAAGUAUUGUUGGAUAACACUGAUGAAGUAGCGUCAUUUUAUAAUCAGCACCAAAAUGCUUUACGAAUUUUUGUUUCUUAUUCAAAUCUGCAUUCCCUCAUGAGAAUAGUAAGACAUCUGUCGCUAAUUAACUGAAAAGAAAGUGUGCAAGGGAUUCUGGGAGUGGUAGUAAAUGAAGGUAUGAUGCAGGUGGCCUAUUUAGUAGAGGAAGAUGAGUUCAAUUAAAUGACGUCAUUAGGCAACUUAAAUUGACUAAUAAGCUAAAAUAAUUAACCUAUGAAUAUCGUCUAAUUUGUUAUCCCGAGCUAUAAACAGUCAGUAGCUCAUUAAACCUGUGCUAAUAGGUCACGUGGACAUUACCCGUUCAAAGUCUAAUAUUAAUUCUUAUGAUAAUAUUAUUUCAGCGUCGAGUCAAUUUUGUACAUAUUUACAAAAAAUAUCUACUAUAAAAACAAUGAAAUGAUGUAAAGUGAGUAAGUAUCCCAUGACAACCUUUCUUUCCGCCGCCAUUUUGUCUACUGUACACGCGUAAAAGGCUUUGAAUUUGAAGCACUUACCUCUUCUCACGAUCCAACCGCUGCUCCAAGAACAACAGGCUCUAACUGACGUCAUUAUUGGUUAGUACUCUGAUUGGUUGAUUAUUUGUUAAUACUCUGAUUGGUUGAGCGUAUUCUCGAGGCGCAUUCCUAUCGAUCAUGAAUGAUCGCAAGCAACGCAAUCCAUGAAUGGCGAAACUUAUCGAGGAGGACUAGGUUUGAGAACACAUAGACACAGGAAACCCAAGCUGAAGAACUUGGGCGACCUGUGUUUUUU